GAGUCUCACCCAUACGAUAGGCAAUAUCCUUAAAUUCCGAAGUGAUAAAUAAUUUUUCUUGUUUGUUUCUCUUUUAAAAAUCCUUUGUUUUUCUUUCUCUAAUGGCUACCGUAUCCAAACGUAACAACCAGACGGCAAAGGAACGAAACCGAGAUGCUCCCAUAACGCCACUGCGCCGGCUGGUCAUCCCACGACCGGACAUCCUGCACACCUAUUUGGACUACAGGCAGAUCAAUCAGUAUCUGGAGUACCUGGCCCAGCGGUAUCCCCACUUCGUACGCAUGCACAACUUGGGUCACACGCACGAGAAGCGGGAAGUUCGAGCUCUAGAGAUCAACUGGAUGAACUCGGAUAACGUGGAGCUAUCCCCGCAGAUGCGGGAGCAAUCACCGCGGCCCUUCGAUCUCGCCGCCAAUGGACGAUCCACCCUUCCGGUGGUCCACCAGGGUGAGCACAGCCGGAAGACGGUCUUCAUAGAGGCGGGAACUCAUGCACGUGAAUGGAUCACCAUCUCCACGGCCCUUAAUUGCAUCUACCAACUAACCGAGCGGUACACCAGGAAUAUAGAGGUGCUCCGCAAGCUUCGCUUUAUCAUCGUGCCGCUGGUAAAUCCCGAUGGUUACGAGUACUCUCGCACCAAGAAUGCCAAGUGGCGCAAGAACCGGCGGCCCCACAAAUCCAGCAAAUUUGUGGGCACUGAUUGCAACAGAAACUACGACAUCUUCUGGAACAGCGGACCCAGCAAGAUCAACCGCAACACCUACAAAGGGGAAUGUCCGUUCUCCGAGCCGGAAACGCGGGCCAUGAGGAAUAUGCUCAACCGGAUGAGCUCCAAUUUGCUCUUCUUCCUGUCGCUUCACUCGUACGGCCAGAGCAUUAUGUAUCCGUGGGGCUACUGCCGUGAAAAUCCGCAAUACUGGCGCGAACUGAGCUCCCUGGCCAAUUCGGGAAGGAGUGCCAUCAAGUCGUACAACGGACGGGAGUACCGAACGGGGAGCAUUAGCUGUCUGACCAAGCGAACGAUUGCCGGAUCCGUUGUAGACUAUGUGUAUGGAGUGCUUAAGGUGCCGAUGGCUUUGGUGAUGGAGCUGCCGUCACGGGAACUCGGCUUUCAGCCGCCCGUCGAGAUGAUCAGUCAAAUUGGACACGAGAGCUGGUACGGAAUUCGUGAGAUGUGCAAACGCUCCUAUGACCUGCGCCAUCAGAUUGUUCGUGAAAAUGAACCGCAACUUCCGCGUCCGGCGCACUAUGAUCCGAGUAACGAGGGCGGGGCAACUGAAAGUCUGACCAUGUCUGUGGAGGAGUCCACCGCGGCAGCAGGCGGCGAUUGUGCCAGGACCAAGCCGAAAAAGAAGCGGACGAAGCGCACGGCUCUGGCGACGCACGAUGAGAUCCUCCGAAUUCAGAGGGGUUUCAAGGCAAGUGAACCGAGUGUCCUGCCCGAAGGUAUUCAAGCCCUGCCCGCCGGUCUCUUUCCCCGGCAGUUGGAACCGCGUAUUGCACCUGUGAGGCGAUCCGGACUCAGUCGUGAUGGAAGGGGCGCUGGCGAUGGUGUAAUCCUCACCAGCCGUGGCAAACCUCCUAUCUCGUCCACAAUGCCGCUGGGAGUGUUUCUAUAGGCUAAAAAUUGUGUUUGUGAUUAGUGCGAAAAUGUUAUAGAUUUACGUUUUAAAUUAAAUGUGUAGGCUUUAUUCAAAUCCUACAGAAAUGUCAA
Messenger RNA from Drosophila takahashii, 1714 nucleotides. RefSeq names its product carboxypeptidase B1. Gene Ontology annotation, biological process: proteolysis. Gene Ontology annotation, molecular function: zinc ion binding; metallocarboxypeptidase activity. Lineage: Eukaryota; Metazoa; Arthropoda; Insecta; Diptera; Drosophilidae. The record is from RefSeq and is a predicted model, not a curated record.